Ilyonectria robusta is the source of this 488-nucleotide messenger RNA. RefSeq lists its product as uncharacterized. Bases 131 to 406 code for a protein of 91 amino acids. The transcript has a single exon. NCBI's taxonomy places the organism in Eukaryota, Fungi, Ascomycota, Sordariomycetes, Hypocreales, Nectriaceae. The record is from RefSeq and is a predicted model, not a curated record.
CCAGUCAAGAGAGUACCACCCAGCCUUGUUCCCCGCCCUUUUCCUCGCAGCCUUGCGACCACAUGGGUUUACCCCGCAGCGUUUACCUUUCAUUCAUGCACAUUGCGGAUAGUCACAUUUUCUUCUGCUCAUGGCGAUGAGUUACUGCGAAAGAGGUUUCGUGUCUGAGGCGGCGCUCGAGCGACACAUUCGCGAUUCAAGCCGCCAUGCCUAUUGCACAAGGUGCGAAAGGCCAUUUGGCUCUUUGGAGAGCUUGCAACAGCAUGUGCGUGACUCGAAGAGUCACCACAUCUGUUCUGACUGCUCUACCCACGCUGAUGGGAGCGUAUCGAAGACCAUAGCGAAGAGAUCGAAAGAUUUACAUGUCAAAAUGCGAAGGACAGGGGACCGACGGCAGCGGACAUGAGGGAGCGAAGCAGCCCUAGGGCAGAGCAUGGGUGUCGUGAAUUGAUGACAUGAUACUCCACCCUUCUGUGUCGAAGCUCUCA